Messenger RNA from Oncorhynchus keta (chum salmon), 5389 nucleotides. RefSeq lists its product as uncharacterized. The record is from RefSeq and is a predicted model, not a curated record. Bases 1837 to 5313 code for a protein of 1158 amino acids. NCBI's taxonomy places the organism in Eukaryota, Metazoa, Chordata, Actinopteri, Salmoniformes, Salmonidae. The transcript has 2 exons.
UUUUUCGGGAGAGGAAACCAGCAUGAUUGGAGCACUUCCUGUGUUUUAAUACCAGAGCAGGAAACAGAACAAACGGAGCUGGAUUCAAACAAAAACAGUGAGAAAGGGAGAGCGAGAAACGAACAAGUGAGUGGAGAGAGACAGAGUGGGCGAGCAAGGGAGAGAGGAAAAGUGGGGAGAUUUUUUUUAGCAGCUGCAAACCAUUUCAGUCUGAGCGACAGAAAGAAGGCAAGGGAGCCUGCAUGCAGAAAACAGAGGGAAACAGAGGAAGACUGGGAUUGCGUGGCUCCUUGUUGUUUCUCUCGUCUAAGGAGACUCUGAAAGAGAGCGAAGCGGAGAGAAGGAAAGCGUGUGUCAGGGGAUUGUCUGGGAGAGGGAGAACGCCUGCAGAGUCAGAGGCAGCGCUCAGGCUGGGGCUCGGACUGUCUGGGUCUCUUGCCCUCUGGAUACAGUGCCACGAUACACAGCAGCUCUGCCCGCCUGGACGGGGCUCACCCCACCCACCCUCUUCCCCCUAAGAGAACACUCUCACCCCCUCCCGGAUUCAGCCUUCAACUCUGGAUUCACUGUCUCUUCUUCCCUGGAGCUGUGGGUGAGUAGCGUGAUGGAAGGAGGGAGAUGAUAGACAGGCGUCUCGUCUACGCUAGGAAAAGGCUCUGGAUCUCUUUGUUCUGUUUUUUAAAUUGCAAGACUGACUUUUGCGGCGUGGCAGGUGACGGGAUUGACUUUUUCUCGCUAAUGAUGAGGAGGAUAACGAUGACGUCAACACGGGGAUGACGGCGCACUCCAGGCAGAGAGCGGGGCACGGCCUCCAGACCCACUCAACUCAUGCUUUGUGAUGGGAAUGAAAGGGAAUGGGAGAAAGUAUAGACUGUCUGCAAGGACACUCAUUGCUCGGUUACUUUGUCUGAGAUUUUGUUUUGCUGCGAUUUGUUUUUGAUUCCCUCUAAAGACUGAAGGAUAUACUAUUUUCUCAAUUGUUUUGAUUCCCUCUAAAGACUGAAGGAAAAACUAUUUUGGGCUCAACAACAAACCCUGGACUACGACCGAAAAAGAGCAACAUUUUUCACCCUGCACAACCUCUUUUCAUAUCAGGGAGUAGUGGAUUUCUCACCAAUUUUAAAGGAAACUUUAGACACUUCUUUGGCUGCUGCUCACCGAGACAGUUGCUCAACCCUUCUCUGCUGCUUAUCCUGUUGUGGCAGAGCGAGGGAGAAUAGAAAGGGAAGGAAGUAGUGUACCAGCAAGGGGAGAUUGGGAAAUGAUUCCAGAGUGGAGUUGAAAGACUGUGUGAGUGAGGGGGAUUUGACAUAAAAAAGAAACGGAACAAAAGGAUGUUAUCUCCUCGGCACUCACCUCGUUCUGGACUUUGGAUGUCUACGAGACAGCCCCUGCCUUCUUCCUGACCACCUUCCAGACGAGCAGUGCUGCCUCAUAUGCUGCUGGAGGGGAGGAGAGGAGCGUCUGCCGGCAGGUUACUCUCUAACGGAUGCUCCCCUGCAUUUCAGAUAGCGCUGGGAUAUGCCGUUGCACUUCUAUUGAAGUGACAUGGUAGCAUUCGGACCUAUGGACUUGUCCUGUGGAUUGCAAAGCUUUUUUUUUGUGUGUGUGAUUUUGGGUAAUUUUAGUCAUUAAAGCGGAUUCAUGUUUGGGGUUGUGCUUUGGACCGGGAACGGUUGACAAAACUGAACUAUUUUCAUCCCACCUAUUGAGGUGUUUUUUCCCCAUUUGUUUUCUGUGGAAUACUUAUUGGCCCCAUCCCCAAGGGGGCCAGCCUGCCCCUAUAAAGGACCACUGCAGGGUGUCAGGGGGAUAUUGCCCAGGGGCAGCUGAGGGAUGGGGAAGCCCCUGAGCCGGCCGGACUGCCUGAGGAAAAACCCCCGAUGCCUGGGGAAGGGGGACGAGGAUGAGGCCUACAUCGAGGACUGCUAUGUCCCCCAGCGCUCCAUCUACGACACCAUGCGUAUCAAUGAGCAGAUUGACCAGGGCUCCAAGCUCAGCCAGCCCUCGCGCAGCACCCUGGGCUCGGGUGGCGGCGGAGAGGGUAGCACCCUCUCCAGCAACGGCACCAUCGGGGCUGACUUAGGGAGCGUCUUUGUGUCAAGGGGACACACUGAUGCCGGAGUUAAAAGACUGGACGAAAGGGUGAUCUUUGACGCCCUCAAGCUAACCGGCGAUCCCCAGAGCAUGUUGUCACCUGGAAGUGGCGGCGGUUCUGGUUUACCCAUCGCGGCCUCGUCCUCUGCCUCCUGUGGGGCAGCUGCAGUAAAAAGGCGCCACCAGGGCGGCGAUAAGAAAGACAACCCCAAUCGUCGCUCCUGGAAGGCAUUUAUGCCCCCCUGUUACCCAGAGUUUGCAGAGAGGCUUGAGUUUACUCCUGGGGAAAGUGCUGAGAAGCAUCUGUCUGGUCCUGGGAUUCCACUUUCUCUACUGCAGCCACCAACCCCAACCUCCACAACCCCCUUACCUCCUUACUCACCUUCCACUGUGUCGUCCGUGGUUCUUCACACACCCCCUGUCUCUUCCUCCCCUUCGUUGACGCCGACAGUGAGUCCCAUUCCCCCCCUCCAACAGCACCCUGUUAGCAAGCAAAAACAACUUCACCCCCUGCUCCAAAAACAACACAAGCAAACACAUGCGCUACUCUCCCCUUCAAAAGAACAGCCAUCGCUGCAGUUACCUGCCCAACCCCACCAGGGCUCUGGGAGCACCCCACAGCACAGUCCCGGUGCUACCACAAAGCUGGAAAGAAAAAGAGACAAGCGUCAUCGGUGGCCAGUUGUGUCUCCCAGAGCUGGUGUCAAAAGAAUUCCAGAGGAGAGGCCGGAAGCGGCCAAGGCUUCUGACUCUGAAAGAGAUACUGACUCUCCUCUCCUAGAACAAGAACAGGACAACGCCCCUCUCCUACCUCAGUUGGCCCCACCGAAACCUGUGUUCUGCCCCCCGACUAAAGCACGCACAUGGCCCCGCAGCAUGAGAGGGGGCAAGAGGUCCCACGGGGGCAUGCGCCACCACCUCCCUGUCCUGCCGCCCCUGCCCCCCUCACUGGGAGAGGACAGUGACAUGGACGAGGAGUCCUUCUACCUACUAGACCCUCCCUCACCUUUCCUCCAGGAAGAGAAAGGGCUGGCCCAUGGAGGGCUGCCUUUCUCCCCUUCCCUCAGCCAGGAGGGGGGUGAGGAGGGACUCCUGGGCUGGGCUCCCCCUAAUAGUGAGCUCCGGCAGCGAACCGCCUCAGAGCUUAAAUUCGACGAGGAUGAACGCAGGGUCUUACAGGAGCUGGAUGAGAAGGGAGAAGUGGAGGAGGAAGGGGAAGGGGAGGAGGGAAAACGGAAGGAGAUUGAGGAGGAAGGGACUAGAGAGGUGGAAGAAGUAAAGCGUGAGAAAGGAGAAAUGGAAGAGGAGGAGAGGGCUAGGAGAGAGGAGAGGGAGUGGAAGCUGGAGAAUAUGGAGAUAAUGGACCAAUGUUGGGAGGGGGACUCUGGAGAAGGCUGGGAACUCCAACAGGUCUCAGGGUCUUCUGGACAUUGGCCCCUUCUGACCCCUCCAACAGGUUUUGAGGCACCUGGGGACCCCGGUACCUCCCCUUGCCCCAGCUCAGGGGCCAGCUCAGAUGACCUUUUUCUAGAGCUGGAGAGACAAUGUUUAGAGGACGAGGAAGGGGAGAGCUCUGUGAACACUGAAUCUCGUGAGCAAACAGAUCCCUACAACCUAGCCAGUGUAGAGGAAGAGGAGCAAGAGGAAGCCACUUAUGCCUGUAAAUAUUUUGUGGAAACUCUCCCUAUGGAUAUCGAUCAAAGCACAGAGACGGAUUGCACUGAGCCCCGGUUGAAACACCCAAACACAGUUUCACCUCCUGAACACAUGGACCAGGCCCAACCACAGACUACUGAACACACUGACCUGGAGGAAGAACAACCCUGUUAUGAACUAGAUCGGGUUCUCAUUGAAGAUGAACAAUAUGAUAUUGAUGAAGAAAAGCAAAGUGCAAUUGAAGAUGAAGAGCAGAGUGGUCCCGAGACUACUGAGAUGGACUCUGUCUGCGGACCUCUCCCUGUGUCAGACUCCAGCGGGGUCCACAUGUCCCAGCCAGACAGAACCGCUUUGUCCGGCACCACCCAGAACGGCUGUGAACACGAGCCGCCUGCUGAGACCGAGUGGGACCUGGACAGUGGGGCGUCAUCAGAUCAAGAGGUCGAGGAAAUGAGCGAGGAAUCAGGGUUGUGCCUCCAGAUGCCCUCUGCACUUCCUCCCUCCCCCAGCCCACAGAACCCUUAUGCCGAGGGGGAAGAGCAGGAGGAGGGGGAGCCAGCCUGGAAUGCAUGUGAGCAACCUGACCCGAUUUUGGACAUUGAGGUGGUUAGCAUGGACCAAUCCCCUGGGUCAAUCCACACAGAUGGAGAAAUGGGGGUUACUGCUGCAGAGGAUGUUGAUGUACAAACUUCCUGUCAAGAAGAGCUGUUCUCCUCAGAGGUUAGUGAUGUUGCCAAGGAGACGAGCUCUGACACUGAGCGGAUGACACUUCCAUCGUCAGAGACCAGGGACCGCUCUGUCCCCGCAGAUGAGGUUUCUUCUCUGGAUGUGUCUAGGCAAGACGCGGACCCGAGGUCCACAAGCACCCCCAAAGCGUUCUCAGAUUCUCUCCCCCAUUCACACUCCCCUUCACCCUUACCACUGUUCCCCGUCAAGCACGAGCCAAGAGGGCCAGGCCUGGACAGCAAAGACUCUGAUGCCUUUGUGGCCACAGACAGUUUUGUUUACCUGGCUGUGUCUGUGCCACCCCUGUUCCCUCAGGACUGCCCCCUCUCCCUACUGGAGUCCUCAACACCCCCCAGCCCCAUCCCCAAUCCCUGCCCUGAUCCAGACGACGGGGCCUUCCUUUGCCCCGACAGCUUUGUUUACUUGGCAGCCCCGGAGCGGCUUCCCCAGGUGUCCGACGGAGGCUCCGCUUGCGAGGACGCCCAGGAGCUGGACUAUGGAGACUCAUACUCUGAAGGUACCCAGUCAGGAGUGGACUUCGUCCUUGGAUCCAUGACCGGGGACAGUGACUGGGAGUCUGACGGCUCGGCCUUGGACCCUCCUUGUACCAACAGGGAGUGGGAGGAGCUGGAAUCCGAGUUGCUUCAGGGUCUUUUCAGGGAGGGCCAGAUGGAAGACCAGAUGCCCCCAGGGGCCACAACAGAGGCUGAAUGGUCAGACUGUGAGACCCCCUCAGGCCCAAAGACCACAGAGCAGAGAGGAGCACCCUCACCCUGCCCCGACAUAGAGACCCAUGCUGAGUCCGACAGCACUUUUCUAGAGAUAAGAAAGUGAGAAGUAAACAGUAGGGGUCUAUGCAGGGAGUUUCUGUUGCCAGUAAAACACAAACACUGGACAAAGUUGUCGGGGG